This is a messenger RNA of Musca vetustissima, 627 nucleotides long. RefSeq lists its product as uncharacterized. The record is from RefSeq and is a predicted model, not a curated record. Bases 1 to 627 code for a protein of 208 amino acids. The transcript is spliced from 3 exons. NCBI's taxonomy places the organism in Eukaryota, Metazoa, Arthropoda, Insecta, Diptera, Muscidae.
AUGUCAACAGAAAUGUUUAUAAGUGACAUAAUCUAUUUGACCUUUCUAAUGGUGCUGUUGUUUAUUAUCAUCUAUAAGGGCUUUACAUUUGGUGGCCGCAUAAAUCUACCCGAGGAUCAACAAUUCAAUAUUACCCGGGAUACGUUGUAUUUUAAUCGUCACUGUUUCACCCGUGCAGAUCGUCAGGCCAACGUCUUUACCAUACACGAUGAGAACAGUCGAGAGAGCCGCUACAAUGACAUUUUCUUCAUUGAACCGAACAGCGUGGAGGCAGCACGUAUACGAGCCCAAUUGGAAAAGGAUGAUAAGGAUUUGCCCACAUACGAAGAAGUUAUGCGAAUGACUAGCAUGAAUCCGACAACGACCAGUGCGGCAGCUGGAGUCACAGGCAUGACAGCCUCAAAUGCCAGUGUUAAUACAACCGAAACAAUAUUAUCAGUACCGCCAUAUAGUGAAGUUGAUCCAAUUGCGGCAGCAGCAGCACCAAGUUCAAGGUCAGGAAAUGCCAAUGCCAGUAACUCAACAGCGACAGCCGUAGCGAGAUCUUCAACAUCACCACCACCCAUGCCAGCAGCAAUGGUCUCAAAUUCCGUCGAUAUUACACAACAAUCUGCAUCGAUUGUAUGA